Symsagittifera roscoffensis is the source of this 613-nucleotide messenger RNA. RefSeq names its product ubiquitin-ribosomal protein eS31 fusion protein-like. Lineage: Eukaryota; Metazoa; Xenacoelomorpha; Acoela; Convolutidae. Bases 19 to 483 code for a protein of 154 amino acids. Gene Ontology annotation, cellular component: cytoplasm; ribosome; nucleus. Gene Ontology annotation, molecular function: structural constituent of ribosome; ubiquitin protein ligase binding; protein tag activity. Gene Ontology annotation, biological process: translation; protein ubiquitination; modification-dependent protein catabolic process. The record is from RefSeq and is a predicted model, not a curated record. The transcript has 3 exons.
AACUUAUUAAAUAGGAAAAUGCAAAUCUUUGUGAAAACCCUCACGGGCAAAACUAUCACCUUGGAUGUUGAACCAACAGACACCGUUGAAGUACUCAAGGCUAAAAUCGAGAACAAGGAGGAGAUCCCUAGUGAAGAAUUGAGACUUAUCUUUGGAGGCAAACAACUAGAAGACGGAGAUGAGCUACUAAGUGAGGGAGUGGAGAAGGAAUCAACAAUUCACGUUGUUCUUGGUCUGUCUGGUGGUGGUAAGAAACGAAAGAAGAAGGUCUACACUACGCCCAAGAAGAUCAAGAAGAAGACUAAGAAGGUCAAGCUUCCUGUGCUUAAAUACUACAAAGUGGACGACAGUGGUAAAAUCACCCGACUGAGGAAGGAGUGUGAGUCGGAAAACUGCGGUGCUGGUAUCUUCAUGGCCAACCACAAGGACAGAUACUACUGUGGAAAGUGUGCCCUCACUUACGUCAUCGACACCAGCAAAUAAACACCUCGACUGAGGAGGAAUGUUUAGCCGCAGAAAUCGAUGUCUGAAUUGACAGCAAUGAAAACUCCUGAUUGCUCAAUUUCAUUGUUGGAUCUGCGAGUUAUGAUGUUAAUUCAACUUUGAGUGGCAA